Monomorium pharaonis (pharaoh ant) is the source of this 746-nucleotide messenger RNA. RefSeq lists its product as uncharacterized. NCBI's taxonomy places the organism in Eukaryota, Metazoa, Arthropoda, Insecta, Hymenoptera, Formicidae. The transcript is spliced from 4 exons. The record is from RefSeq and is a predicted model, not a curated record. The coding region runs from base 143 to 724 and encodes 193 amino acids.
UGCUGCUUUGUGACUAAUCAUAAUGAUAUCAUAAUCCUGACAAAUAUUAUCCACACUCCUCAGGGAUAUAUUAGAUUGGCCGGUCAUCGGUUCACACGUAUGACAAGUUAUUAUGAGUUUCCCAUAGACUCUGCCGACAUAGAUGGAAAUAUAUAUUUGUGUAUACCACUUACCCACUCCUCGUAAUGUUCUGUAUUCCGUUGUUGUAUUUACUGAGGAAGAUACAGUCGACGUAGUAGCCACCAAAUGGAUAACAGAUAAUGGCACGGCAGUGUACUGGCCACCAACUAAUAAAGGACAGUCAAUAUCAAGGCUUGUGAUGGGGCUUGUUGUUCCUAAUAAUGACUGGAAGAAAUGCCCAGUGAUAGUAGAACAUAGUUACAAAACUUAUAAUGUAGCUCGGACAGCAGCCAUGAAGAAGGCUGAUACAGGCGAAGUUUUAGAUUCGGAAGUAACGGAUAAAGAAAAGGGAAGAGGCAAACGACGUAUUACAAAAGCAAAACAUUUUGAUGAUACUGAUGAAGAUAUGGAUAAUGUAAACGCUGUUCUAAAUUAUAGAAAAAAGAAAAAGAAAGCCAUUGUGUCUAGUGAGUCUGAUGAUGACAGAAGAUCACUGCCUGCUGCAGAAGUAAGUGGGAUUAGAGAAAAAUUAAAAGCGCUUCAACAGAGAAAUGCAUCAACCUCAAAAGAUGUCUGUUGCAUUAUCUACACGAAAGAAGAGUAGCUCUGGAUAUGAUACGUUGGCG